This is a messenger RNA of Microsporum canis CBS 113480, 2112 nucleotides long. Its product is annotated as protein phosphatase 2a. The transcript has 7 exons. The record is from RefSeq and is a predicted model, not a curated record. Gene Ontology annotation, cellular component: protein phosphatase type 2A complex. Gene Ontology annotation, biological process: signal transduction. Bases 1 to 2112 code for a protein of 703 amino acids. NCBI's taxonomy places the organism in Eukaryota, Fungi, Ascomycota, Eurotiomycetes, Onygenales, Arthrodermataceae. Gene Ontology annotation, molecular function: protein phosphatase regulator activity.
AUGAAGGGCUUCAGACAGAGAGUUGUAAGUUGGCACGUCAAUGGCGUAUUUUUGAUCCUCUAUAACACGUACAUCGUCUCGGGGCAUGAGCAGCUAUCCCGCGCAAAGGACUCGAACAAAUCGUCUAAAAAGAAAGACUCCUCUUCUUCUGGUACGUCGUCCCCUGGGGCCUCCGCGAAUCUUGGUCCACCAGGGCAAACGUUAUCACCAGCAGGCUCGAACCAUGGUACACCUACUUCGUCCACAACCGCUGUCAAUGAGACAAAGUCGAAGCCUACCAGCUCUCCUGACAAUGGAGCGACCGCCGGUCUCACCUUGCAUCACAACGCUCCCGUUUUGCCCAGUGGCGUACCCAAUCAGCAACAUUAUCUUCCACAGCAACAGCACUUAGGAGGGCAGAUGCCGGGCAAUGGGCCGGGUACACCAACUCGACAGGGGCUUCCCAUGGCCCCAAGUGUGGUCAUCAGCCCCAGUGCACCGCAUAUACCCCCUCCUGGAGCUGCAGAGACAAUGCCUGGUGACCUGCAACCUCCAAAAACCGGACAGAAACCACAUCUUAUUGACAGACUACAGACUCCCAAGGACAUUCCUCUUGGAUUCAAACCCCCACGACGGCAGCACUCGUCACGCUUUGAUAUCUCAGACCAACGUCAGAGGGAGCUAGAGAAACUCCCUGGAUUUCAUGAAGUGCCUCCUAACCGAAGACAAGAUCUUUUCAUGCAGAAAAUCGACCAAUGCAACAUCAUAUUUGACUUCAACGACGCAGCAGGAGAUAUGAAAUCCAAAGAAAUCAAGCGACUGGCCCUCCAUGAACUACUUGAUUAUGUCGCCAAUAAUCGCUCUGUCAUCACAGAACCUAUGUAUCCCAAAGUGGUGGACAUGUUCAGCAAAAAUCUAUUUCGGCCUAUUCCUCCUCCCGUUAACCCGCAAGGUGAUGCAUUCGACCCGGAGGAAGAUGAGCCCGUGCUGGAAGUAGCAUGGCCUCAUAUUCAAGUUGUUUACGAAUUCUUCCUUAGGUUCAUUGAGAGUCAAGAUUUCAGCACCAACAUCGCAAAAGCCUACAUUGACCAUCAAUUUGUCCUUCAGUUACUUGAACUAUUUGACUCCGAAGACCCUCGAGAACGUGACUUUUUGAAAACGACGUUGCAUCGUAUAUACGGAAAAUUCUUAAAUCUACGUUCAUACAUUAGACGUUCGAUCAAUAACGUCUUCUUCCAAUUCAUCUAUGAAACUGAACGAUUCAACGGUAUUGCUGAGCUUCUGGAGAUUCUUGGCUCGAUCAUCAACGGUUUCGCCUUGCCACUGAAAGAGGAGCACAAACUAUUCUUGACACGGGUUUUGUUACCGAUGCAUAAAGUUAAGAGUCUAAGCAUGUAUCACCCGCAGCUGGCGUACUGUAUUGUGCAGUUCCUAGAGAAGGAUGCUGCCUUAACAGAAGAGGUCGCGGAGCGAGCCCUAUACUUUUGGAACAACGAGUACUUUUGUAACUUGGUUGGUGACAAUGUGGAGUCUAUUCUCCCAAUCAUGUUUGCGCCGCUUUACGAAAAUUCCCAAGGCCAUUGGAACAGGACCAUUCAUAGCAUGGUGUAUACUGCAAUGAAGAUGUUCAUGGAAAUCAACCCACAACUGUUUGACGACUGCUCUCAUGAUUAUCGGGAGUACCAAAACUCCGCUGAGGCACGAGAAAAGAGCCGUCAGGAGAAAUGGGAUCGACUUGCUGAAAUGGCCAAAGCCAGGCGAGAGAAGGCUCAACUGUCAGCAGCUGAAGGUUCCAAGUCCUCUGACGCAGCUGGCUCCAACGAUGGUCUGGAUCCAAUAACCCAAGACAGCCAGCAGCGCCUAAACGCGCUCAAACUGCAAGACGAUACCCCAGCCAGCAAGGAACGGCGGCUUAGAGAGGGUCAAAACUCGAGGCGUCGCCGUGGAUCUAUCGAUGAUUCUCGUGGUAGUGGUGGUGGUAGUGGAGCAGCUGGGGCAGGCUGGCGGAUUGUGGUGGGAGAGGCACGAAGGCGAGGAGAACGGCGAAGCUCACUCGGCAACAGCAGUACUGGGCCCUCACACCCCUCUGUUACUCGUAGCAACUCAACCAGCAAGAGUAUGCGGUCUGUCUGA